This is a messenger RNA of Suillus subaureus, 396 nucleotides long. RefSeq lists its product as uncharacterized. The record is from RefSeq and is a predicted model, not a curated record. The transcript has 4 exons. Lineage: Eukaryota; Fungi; Basidiomycota; Agaricomycetes; Boletales; Suillaceae. The coding region runs from base 1 to 396 and encodes 131 amino acids.
AUGGCAACAACCCUAGGACUCCGCUCCCCUGUUUCGCGGUCUGGUGCGGUAUCUCCUCAAGCACCUAGACCCGCAUUCGAUACGGAGAUGUUGCGAGCAUACGUGAAAAAACUCUUGCCAGCAACGCUUUCGCAUGCUGUGUGGCCACAUAUCGAGCGUGAUCAAGUAAAAGCUUGGAUGAAGGAAAUAGGAGAACGCGUCAAAGAGCGGAUGGUGGAGAUUCAGCCACAUGGAUUUAAGUAUAUGGUCUUGGUCCAGAUCACGGAGAAUUUGGGACAAGGUGGCCGGUCCCAUAUGGUGUCUCACUGGGAAGACGGGGAUGUCUGCUUAAACGAACUCUUUUUCAAUGAUUCAUUAUUCUGUACAUGUACUGCCAUCGCGGUACGAGCCUCGUGA